Danaus plexippus (monarch butterfly) is the source of this 4114-nucleotide messenger RNA. It is a transcript of the gene Iru, whose product is annotated as E3 ubiquitin-protein ligase RNF126. The record is from RefSeq and is a predicted model, not a curated record. Bases 158 to 1486 code for a protein of 442 amino acids. Gene Ontology annotation, biological process: positive regulation of DNA-templated transcription; protein ubiquitination; ubiquitin-dependent protein catabolic process. NCBI's taxonomy places the organism in Eukaryota, Metazoa, Arthropoda, Insecta, Lepidoptera, Nymphalidae. Gene Ontology annotation, cellular component: cytoplasm; nucleoplasm. The transcript has 8 exons. Gene Ontology annotation, molecular function: ubiquitin protein ligase activity.
UAUCUACGCAAUAAUAAAAAAAUAAAAACCUAGAGUAAUGUGCAUGUCUUAAAAAUGGCGAAUGUUAAAUUUUUGUUCAUUGAUUGAAAGCACGAUCCUGUUUCCCUUAUAAUUCAUUAUAUUAUUUAAUUACUGUGUCUGUGAAUAAAUAUAAAGAAUGGCUGAUGCUAUGGUGGAGCGUAGACCAAAUACUCGAUUCUUUUGCCACAGGUGUCUUGUUGAAUUUGAAGAUGUUUUGCAGGAUUACAUAUGUCCUUACUGUGAGGGAGGAUUUAUUGAGCAACUAGAGAGUGAAGUGGAAAAUGUGACGAUGUCCGGUGAUGACCACAGUGAUGCUGAUAUGAGCAACCUAGAUGACUUGAGCAAUAUUGAUGAAGUGAGCAACAUGGAUGACUCAGACGAUGCACACAGAUAUGUGCAGUGGCUCGACACGGUGUCAGCUGGGGGUCGUCGAGCGACCGUGCGAAGAAUUACAGCAACUCCCCCAAUGUUAAAUGAUUUGGCAUUUUUAAUGUCCGGUGGACGAAUACGUGGCACAGGCGCUAUCAGACAAACGGACACAGCAACCACAAACGGAACCACCACAAACACGACGGCCAGCACUAAUUCUGGGAACAGUACGGGAAACGCAGGCAACACGACCACUAACAGCAACACCGGCAGAAGACCGAAUCUACUGGAGGAGAUUGUGUGGAUGAUAGGAGGAGGUCGGCCGCCAGCGGGGGCGGUCACGGCCGGCUCGCCCUUCGUCCUCGUCGGUACGCCCGGGGACUAUGUCUUUGGGGGUGAAGGUCUGGAUGCCGUGGUGACUCAGCUGCUGGGUCAGCUGGAGCACUCUGGACCGCCGCCGCUGCCUCGCGAGCGACUGGCAGAGCUGCCCAGCGAACCCGUCACAGAGGAACAGGCCAGGGCCGAGGUCGCCUGCUCCGUCUGCUGGGAGAACUUCCAGAUCGGUGAGAUGGUGUCCCGGCUGGAGUGUGAGCACGUGUUCCACCAGAGCUGUAUAACGCCGUGGUUACAGCUCCACGCCACGUGUCCGAUCUGCCGCAGAUCCUUGAUACCGGAUACGCCGGACCCGCCGCCCGCCGCCACCAACACCACGGCAGCUACCACCACCACCACCACCACCACUACCACCAAUAAUACUAACAACACCAACACCAAUACAAACACUAACACUAACACCAAUCCUAGUACCAUCACCGAGACACAGAUUCGAAUAGCCGCACGUCCCCACGUCGUGAUACGUCGUUCGACUGGAGGACAUCCCGCCUUCUUCCGUCGCUUCCCGACCCAGAUGCACACGUGGGACUCGUUGAACGACACCAGCUCGGGCUCGAUGUCCCCCGCCUCAUCCAUCACCACGGGGGGCAUCUGGGCGCCCCAGACCAGAACAAGCAACUCGACGACCUCGACGAACUCAUCGACAUCACUUAAUUCCAACGAAAGGGAUCGACAGUACAACACGGACAUUGACUACGAUUAAUGCAAAGAGUGAUGUGUCGUGUCAGUGAACUCGGUGACUAGUGUUGUGACAUUGGCUAAUGCAUUUAGAUACACCGCAUAAUACAGUCGAGUCGUGUGCCUUUUAUUUGUAUUGCAACUGUAAAUUUACUAUAUAGUCAUGGUAUAUUAAAUGUAAUGACACAUUUCAUUUUGUUUUGCUGGAUAUAGUUUCGAUGGUGUCUCUAGCACCGGCCGAGUGAAGUGGACGAGUCCACGGUUUAGUCCAUUUAGGAUAAAUACAUAGUGUAGAGUGUAUAUAUAGAUUACAGUUGACAAAAUUUUCCUAUAUAACUUAAAUAUCCUUAGAAGCUCAACAAGUCAAUAAUUACAGAUAAGAUUUCACAAAAUUUCGAUGAUAAAUACAAUUUUUUUUUAAUCAACUCGUGUUAAAAUCGACCUACGAUGCUGUUAUGCUUGUAAAUUAUGUAAAUAUUGUAAUUAUAGGCAGUUUUGCUGUUAUUAUUCUCUGGACCCUCAGUAUAUGUUUGGGUCCCAAACUGUUUUAUAUAUAACUCUCAAUUCUCUAUCCAUAUCACUACAGUGUAUGAUAUAAAAUAGUAACAUUGAGUAUUGUGCGUCUGCGUGUUGACUUUGACUCAUUUUUACAUUGAAAAGUUGCUGAUUAAAAACAUUGAAACCCAAAAAAAAACAUUGUACGUAAAUUGUUAAUGGUUUAUGUAUAUAUAGACAUAGACAACACAGAGGAAGCUCACAAUACACAUAUGUGAAUAUACAAUUCGAUACUUCAUGGAAUUUGUUCAGUUUUCUAAUAAUGUCAUGUACAUUGUAAGAAACAUCCAGUACCUCUAUCAACUAAUAAAAUAUUCUGUCUUUUAUAAAAACAUAUGAUUUAUAGAAAGAAAGGAAUAUUUGUAAAGAUAUGUAAUUUAUUAAUGUAUUAAUAAGACAUAGCAUUUGACAGUACAGAUGUAUUUGUAAUGUCAAAGAUAAUGUAGAGAACAUUUUUUAUGCUAUCACAGAAUCAGUGAACAACUUGGAAGUGACCAGUUGAUGACGAAAUUGAUAUUAAAAUUAUCUCACAUAGUACUUUCAUGUGACACGCGGAUCGUUAGCUGUGCACUGAUCCUUUGACAACGGAAAGGUUAUUGAAAGUGAGAUAUUGUAGGUGAAUAGACAUUGUAACAAUAUAGCAUGGGUCUGCUAUCAAUAACCAUUCAACGUAUUUUGUUAUCCAAUAACAUUUGAUCAUUAUUUAAAUGAUGGAGGUUCAGGAACGCCUCCUGUAUACAAUGUAAUGGAAUUAUAUUUUCACAUUUAACUCGCAUAUGAAAAUAAAUCUUAUUUCCUUAAACCCCAUUGCCAUUAGUGGAAAUGUAAUCAAAACUCAAACAAAUGAACCUUAUAGAUGUACGGUCAUCAAUGGAGGCGCUGUAACACAGCUGUUUGAGGACAGAUGCUAUUUUAUGAUCAUAAACAGCCGAGUGUUCCGCAUGUGUCGCUGAGGUACUUCUAAAUAUAGUUCCUAUGGUGGAUGGAUGGGGAUUGUUAUGGAAAUGUUCUACCAGUUGACCUUUGAUGGAAUUUUCUAUUCAAUUGAUUGUAGAUGUUUGAAUAGCAAUUGACUAUAUCACCCCCAUCAUAUAUUACUUUCCAAAACAUUUGAGAGUCGGAAUUGUAAAUUAUUGAUAAUUGAUGUUAUUUAUUCUCAUUAAAGGAAUUCGCAUUUGCUUUUAAGUUAAUGAUAAAAUUUUAUAUGUAUGUACGUUAAACGUACACUGCACGCACAAGCUGUGGGUAGAGUAAUUAUUAGAAAAAAAAAUUAAUAGAAUUAUGUUUUAUCACCUGAAUGUUAGUGUGAUAUUUGUAAAAUGUUAACAUUUCCAUCGUUUAUAAUCAUAAUAUGAUAUAGGAAUUGUGUAAGGCGAACAUCUCGCAGCUGGUAGGAUAUUUUUAGUUUUGCAUUUCAAAUUUUAAAUCUAAAGUAAAAGGUCAAGCCAAAGACUGAAGUCCUAGUAUAAUAUAGAGAUAAAAUUUGAAAAUGUCAUUAAUAAAAUCAUCACACAAUCGUCGUACCUGUUUGGGAACCUUAUUUAAUGUCAUUCCUCUAUUAAAGAUAUUAAGAAUCCUUGAUAUUUCUUAAAUAGUUUUUGUAACCUUUGUGUCACUAUUUUUAGCAAUAUUUUUUCAUAGAAUUUAUUUGUACAGCACGCCUGAAGCUAAAAAGUACGAAUCUAUUGGUAAAGAGACUGACUGGUAUUUUACAUUCAUAUAUUUUAAUACAGUUUUAAAGCGAUCGCGAAUAACACAUUGAAAUUGUGGCGGAUUUAUAAUAGGAAAAAAAUAAGCAACAAAGUUUUUCCCGCGUCCUAGUGAGGUGUCGAUGAGUAUCGAUAAUUAUAAUCGCAUUGUUAAGUCCGCCGCUGCCAGUAACAUUGAAUGUCGCUAUGUUGUUAUCGAUUAAACGAAAUAUAUUUUCUUGACUGACAUCCUAUUAGAAACGGUAUUAGUUCAUAUAGUACUUGUAGUCUUGCGCUAGGAUUUGAUGCGUUGUAUGAAAUAGGGUCAUACAUAUUGUAUAAAAGUUUAUAUAUGAAAUAAUGUAAAAUACAUUAAAUUCAAAGUUUUAAAAAUAAAAGAAUGUAUUUAA